ACAUCCCGACCCCUCUCCCCCACCAGCCCUUGGAACAGGAGUGCGGGCCUUUGCAGAAGCACUGGCCUCGGUGGUAUGGUGGCUGCCCCUUCCAGCUCUCCACCCUGUACCAGCUGGAUUAUUAUCUGAGGUUGGCCGCCUGCCGUCUUCGGUGGGGAGCGUUUGAGGAAGCUUCAUACAGGACAAUCGGGUCGAGGCCAGGAUGCACUGGCCUCUGCUGCUGGCACUGGAGGCGGCCUGGGCCGGACUGGGCCAGGCUACGCAGCACUACCCGGCCAUGUGGGGCCACUACGACGUGUGCAAAUCGCAGGUGUACAGCGACGAGGGCCUCACCUGGGAUUACAUGGCGUGCCAGCCCGAGGCGGCUGACAUGACCAAGUACCUGCGGGUGGCGCUGGAGCCAACCAACAUCACGUGCGGAGACCCAGCCGAGACCUACUGUGCACUGGAAAACCCUUACAUGUGUAAUAAUGAGUGUGACGCCAGCACAAAGGAGCUGGCGCACCCCCCAGAACUGAUGUUUGACUUUGAAGGUCGCAACCCCACCACGUUCUGGCAGUCGACCUCUUGGAGAAAAUACCCGAAGCCACUGCUGGUCAACAUCACCCUCUCCUGGAACAAAACCAUUGAGCUGACGGACGACAUCGUCAUAACGUUCGAGUCUGGCCGCCCGGAGCAAAUGGUCCUGGAGAAGUCCCUCGAUUACGGCCGAACUUGGCUGCCCUACCAGUUCUAUGCCACAGACUGCUUGGACGCCUUCACCAUGGAGCCCAGGACGGCGCAGGAUCUGACCCAGCACACCCUUCUGGACGUUAUCUGCACAGAGGAAUACUCCAGGGGAUACGUGUGGAAGUAUGACAAGACGGUGCGCUUUGAGAUCAAAGACAGACUCGCCCUGUUCGCCGGACCUCGUCUGCACAAUAUGGCAUCCCUGUAUGGACAGCUUGACACGACAAAAAACCUGAGGGACUUCUUUACCAUCACUGACCUCCGAAUCAAACUGCUGCGACCUGCCACAGGCGCUACCAUGGUGGAUGAGAACAACCUGUCCCGAUACUUCUAUGCUAUUUCUGACAUCAAAGUUCAGGGAAGGUGCAAGUGCAACCUUCAUGCCAACAGCUGCGUCUUCGACAAAGAGAAGUUAGUCUGUGAGUGUGAGCACAACACAACGGGCCCCGACUGCGGCCGCUGCAAGAGGAGCUACCAGGGGCGCGUGUGGAGCCCUGGCUCCUACCUGCCCAUCCCCAAGGGCACGGCCAAUAUCUGUGUUCCCAACAAUAUUGGCCCAGUUAACUGCGAAUGCUUCGGUCACUCCAACCGCUGCAGCUACAUCGAGCUGCUGAACACGGUCAUUUGUGUGAGCUGUAAGCACAACACUAGGGGGCAGCACUGCCAGCUGUGCAAACUGGGCUACUACAGAAAUACCUCAGUAGAGCUGGACGAUGAAAAUGUCUGCAUAGCCUGUAACUGUGAUCCCUUUGGCUCCGAGAGCGAACGCUGUAAUGCCACAGGAUUCUGUAAAUGUAAAUCGGGAACGACGGGCAAACACUGCAGUGAGUGCCUGCCAGGAUAUUUGUGGGACAGUGGUUGCAAAUCCCAGGUGUGUGACGACGAGCUGCUGCGCUGUCAGAACGGCGGCGUGUGCCUGAGUAACCUGCGCUGCCAGUGUACAGUGGGCUUCAGCGGCGUGUUGUGCGAGAAGCCGCACUGUGAGAGCGAGGCGGCCGGCUGCGGGGGCCCCGACUCGGCCCGCAACACCUCCUGCCCGUCCUCAGCCCACCUGCUGCUGCUGCUGCUGGCGCUCGCCACUGCCUCCUGCUGGCCGGCAGCACUCUAAGGUCCUGGGCACGUCCCAGCCAUCCGCCACAUGGGAGAAGCAGGCAGCGGAAGUGGAAUGUUUUGGAACGAUGGCAAACUGUAAUUUUAAACAUUAAUGAAUAUGAGUCACAGUAAAAAUUAAAUAUUGAAAAUUAAAUUACAAAAAUGACAAGGUAUAUAUACGGAAGUAACUGAGCAUUUGACCAGACCUGCCGGCGGUGGAUGAACGGAAACUGUGAAUAAGCUGUAACAGGCACUGCAAACUGGGGAAGGGGGGGUCUGGGUAACAGGCUGCCUCUCCUCUGUCUCACUGCGGCGACAUCGGCAGCAGCCACCCCGCGGAGAUGCGUCCGGCUGGGGACACACUCAGCUGCGCCUCAUCCUGGUCGCAAGGCGACAAAGAAGUGCUCGGCUUGCGUGGGCCGACCUGAAAAGGUGGCACCGUUUGCUGUGAGGACCCCCCCUGCCCCCGCCCCCCACCCCAUCCGCCAGUUCUGCUUCCCGUCUCUACGGUGCUUGCUGUGUUUUCCCGGAACCGGAAAAUCAUCCGCCUGCGUUAGCGAGGAACCCGUCCCAAAGCCAGCACAGGCACCCAUGGGCCACGUUACCUGACUGACGGCUUUGUCGGCAGAGAUGCUUCCGGAAGGAUCGAUGUAUUUAAUUUUUAUAUCAUUUUUAUUUUAUUGACAUACUACAGUAUGGCGUAUUACACAAAGUUUGUUUUGAUAAUCACGCAAUCUUGUUAAAACGCUACUUGUUAAUAUAUUUAACACUAGAACAAAGUAUAAAGGCAUUUUAUUUCCGUUUUAAUUUGAUCGUGCAGACUUCCCUCAGUACGGCGUCAGACUGUAUGAGUUUACAUGUAUACUGGGAUGUACAACAAGCCACCAAAGGACAAUUCUGUGUUUUGUUGCUUUGACACUUUACGAUCUAGGUGAAUAAAAGAAUGAAAAAAAGGUCUGCGUUUGGUGUUCUUCAUCAUUUGUGGAGAUUUUUUAAAUAACGUGAGCAGCCCAAGAUCAAGUCACACAAAAGAUUAUGUGUCAUGGAGCAGCUGCAUGUAUGAACUGUAACUCGACACAUUGACACUAAGGCCAAGUCUCAGGAGAAUAUUUGGA
Molecule: messenger RNA, 2936 nt
Organism: Paramormyrops kingsleyae
Lineage: Eukaryota; Metazoa; Chordata; Actinopteri; Osteoglossiformes; Mormyridae
Gene: ntng1a
Product: netrin g1a
Biological process (GO): axonogenesis; animal organ morphogenesis; tissue development
Source: RefSeq, a predicted model, not a curated record